Messenger RNA from Purpureocillium takamizusanense, 3513 nucleotides. RefSeq names its product RNA helicase (gene MAK5). Gene Ontology annotation, cellular component: nucleolus. Gene Ontology annotation, molecular function: nucleic acid binding; RNA helicase activity; ATP binding. The transcript has 2 exons. NCBI's taxonomy places the organism in Eukaryota, Fungi, Ascomycota, Sordariomycetes, Hypocreales, Ophiocordycipitaceae. The coding region runs from base 139 to 2526 and encodes 795 amino acids. The record is from RefSeq and is a predicted model, not a curated record.
AUUCCAACCCACCUCUCAAACAGGCCUCGACCUCUGCCUGCCGCCUGCAGCUUCCCAGACGUCUUGCCGGAGAAGCCGCCUACGCGGACGCCGACGCGGCCCUACGAAGCCUCCUCAAUUUCUACAUAUUUACUCCAAAUGGGGCCUCCGUCCAGCAAGAAGCGCAAGCUCCCCGCCGCACCCGGUCCUGAGCCGAAGCGAAGCAAGACGAAGAAGCCCGUCGCCGCGGCGAGCAAGAAGGCCAAGUCCGACCCCAAAAAGCCGUCGGGACGCAUCGUCGACGUUGCUUCGUUGGCGUGGCAGACGGUCGGCGAGGAGGACUUUGGUGGUCUCCAGGUGAUCACAGGCGUCAACGUCGUCAAGUAUGCGCAGGGCGUGCAGUUUGUCGUGAGCGACGACGCCGAGCAGAAGCAGAAGCAAAGAAACCCCGCGGACGAGAGCGAAAGCAACAACAAUGUCUCGGAGGAAGAGCCUUUUGAAGGGUUUGGCGACGACCCUGUGGCGGGCCAACAUAUCGAUACCGGCGAAGCUGGCCAUCCUCCGGACGACGCUGAGGGCGCGCAACGCGGUCCAGCGACUCAAGGCAAGACUGCGAAGAACAAGAGCCGGCAAGACGACAAGCAGCACCAGCAGCUGGAGGCCAAAACAACGAAGAAGAAAGCAAACUCGCACCCGACCGAAGAUGCCCUACUACAAAAGUCCGCUGCGCACAAAGCCAGGGGCGGCAACAGCCAGAAUGCGUUUGAGGCGCUCAACGGCGCCGAAGAAGACGGCGACGGAGGCGUCGACGUGGCGGCCUGGGUGGCUCUGAACCUGUCGCCGCGCAUUCUCUCGGCCAUCGCAAAGCUAGGCUUCACCAAGCCCACCAUAAUACAAAAACGUGCGAUUCCGCAGAUCGUCGCUGGAGUGGACGUCAUCGGCAAGGCGCAGACGGGAUCCGGAAAGACCUUGGCGUUUGGCAUUCCUAUUGUGGAGAAGUGGCUCGAAAAGUACGAUGGUAACGAGGAGGAGGGCAGCGCGCAGAAAAAGACGAAGGGGCCCAUGGCCGUGGUGCUGAGUCCGACUAGAGAGCUUGCCAAACAGCUCGGCGACCAUCUCAAGGCUCUAUGUGACGGUCUCCCGUCGGCGCCGUACAUCUGUGUUGUUACUGGUGGUCUUAGCAUCCAGAAGCAGCAGCGCCAGCUAGAAAAGGCCGAUAUCGUCAUUGGUACGCCGGGUCGACUGUGGGAGGUCAUGGACGGAGACAUCAAGCUCCAGGACGCCCUCACGCGCAUUGACUUUCUCGUCGUAGACGAGGCUGAUCGUCUGUUCAAGGCUGGUCAGUUCAAGGAGGCGGAAAACAUCAUUGGUGCCUUGGAUAGGCGGGAUCCCGAGGCUGGCGGCUCUGAUCAUGACUCGGAGCAGGACGAGGACGGCGAACAGUCGCACAGGCAGACGCUCGUGUUCUCGGCUACGUUCGACAAGGACCUGCAGACUAAGCUGGCGGGCAAGGGCAAGAAGGCGUUCGCGUCGGGCAACGACGAGGAGAAGAUGGCGUAUCUGAUGAAGUGCCUCAAAUUUCGCGGCGAGCCCAAGUUCAUCGACGUAAAUCCCGUGAGCCAGAUGGCUGAGGGUCUCAAGGAGGGCCUAAUUGAAUGCGGCGCUAUGGAGAAGGAUCUCUUCCUCUACACCGUCCUGCUCCUCAAUCCCGGCCGGCGCACUCUUGUCUUCACAAACUCCAUCUCUGCCGUCCGCCGCCUCACCCCCCUCCUCCAGCACCUUCAGUUACCCCUCGUCCUCCCGCUGCACUCCCAGAUGGCCCAAAAGGCUCGUCUCCGCUCCCUCGAACGCUUUGCCGCCCAGCGCAACGCCGUCCUCGUCGCCACCGAUGUCGCCGCCCGCGGUCUCGAUAUCCACGAAGUCGAUCAGGUCGUUCACUAUCACGUGCCCCGUGCUGCAGACACAUACAUCCACCGCUCCGGCCGCACCGCCCGUGGCGACCGCUCCGGCGUCAGCGUCAUCCUCUGCUCCCCCGACGAGGUCAUCCCCACGCGCCGCCUCGCCGCCAAGGUCCACGCCGAACGCUCUUCCAGCAAGGCAAAGCAGCACCUUAUCCAGAUGCUCCCCGUGGACCGCAAAAUCGCCACCCGCCUCAAGCCCCGCGUCGACCUCGCUAAGCGCAUUGCCGACGCCGUUCUCGCCAAGGAAAAGGGUCACAGUGAGGACCAGUGGCUCCGUAACGCCGCCGACGAGCUCGGCGUUGAGUACGACUCGGACGAUUUCGAGGGGCAGCAAAACGCCCUCGGGCGCGGUGGCCGAGGCGGUGGCCGCAGACGCAAGGAGAAGGAGGCGCGCGCGCUGAGCAAGGCUGAGAUGGGCGCGCUCAAGGCUCAGCUCAGGGAGGAGCUAUCACGCCGGGUGAACCUGGGCGUGAGCGAGAGGUACAUUACCGGCGGGCGGGUGGACGUGGCGGCGCUCUUGCGCGAAAGAGAUACCAUGACGGGCGGCAUUUUCUUGGGCGGCGAUAACUUGGGCCUGGGUCUGUAAAACGAGCAUGAAAGCAGCAUCGAAGCAUUGCUCUGCAGCAUUUGAAAAGACGCAGUUUACAAAGCAUUCAUGCGCCAUGAUACAUAUUGUACAGAGCAUACAAACCGCCAGCGCCCAUGUCCUUUCCGUUCACUUCCACCAAGCCAUGCCGCCCGGCCUCAAGCCGUUUCGCACGAACGUCGCCUGCGCACUCGUAUCUGCGCCUUGAGCGGGGGCAGGGCCUGCGAUCCAACCCACUGGGGCUUGGGCCGUUCGCUCAGCAUUUCGACGUCGUACUUGAGUAGUAGGUGCGCCAUGACGAGCUUGAGCUCGUGCGCAACGAAGAAUCUGCCCGGGCAGGCAUGCCUGCCUAGUCCAAACGCAAAGUGCUGGUCGCUUGUCGUCACCAUGCCGAGCCCCAUGACCUUCCUACCCUCGUCGACGGCGGCCCUGCGCUCCUCCUCGGGCUUCUUCUCCCACGCCUCCCUGAUGCGGGAGAAGCGUAGCGGGUCGUACGUCCGCGCGUGUGGGUAUAUAUCCUCAUCAUGGUGCGUGCCUUCGAGGUUGACCGUGACGAAGAUGCCCUUGGGCAGGGUCCAGUCGAAGCCCGGGUGGCGAAUGCCGUCCGGGGAAAUGACGACGCGCUCGACGAGCGUGGCAUGGAAGUUGCUCAGCCGCUGGGAUUCACGGAUGGAGGAGUCGACGCGAACGAGAGAGAGGAGUGCGGACUUUGUCCAUGGCCCGCCGACGGGUGGUUUGUGCGAUUGCAGUUCGUUGCGGAGAACUUCGAGGAUUCGGUCCUCUGGGGCGGUUGUGAGGAGAUCAAGCAACCAGGAGUGGCCCGUAAGCACAGUUGUGUGUAUUGACGCGAACUCGAGUGGCAGGAGGUGCUUCGAAAUGACGGUCGGGUCGAGUUCUUCCAUCCUUUGCUCGGAUAGAGCAAGACGGAUGUACCAGCUGAUGAAGUCGUCUGGCGGCACCCAAUUUUUAAGCUCUGCUGCUCCUUCA